Mya arenaria is the source of this 3683-nucleotide messenger RNA. RefSeq names its product spermidine synthase-like. Gene Ontology annotation, biological process: spermidine biosynthetic process. Bases 154 to 1071 code for a protein of 305 amino acids. Gene Ontology annotation, cellular component: cytosol. The record is from RefSeq and is a predicted model, not a curated record. Gene Ontology annotation, molecular function: spermidine synthase activity. The transcript is spliced from 8 exons. Lineage: Eukaryota; Metazoa; Mollusca; Bivalvia; Myida; Myidae.
AUAUUUAUUUCCCCCCAUAAACCGAUACUGGGUACCGGCUUUUACUCCGCACCUAAUAGUGUAAUGUAACCUUAGCGUCUUGCAAGAAAAAGCAUCGUCGCCAACCAAGUAAUUUUCCAAGGCAAUAUCAGCUUAAUUUGCAAGAAAGGCGAAAUGUCAUCAAUUGAAAAUGGUUGGUUUCGUGAGAUGAAUGACCAAUGGCCUGGUUACAGUGUUGGAUUGAAGAUUGAAAAGAUUCUAUUUGAGGGGAAGUCUCCAUAUCAAGACAUUCUCGUUUUUCAAAGUUCUACAUUUGGGAAUGUGCUGGUACUGGAUGGGUGUAUUCAGUGUACGGAGCGAGACGAGUGCUGCUACCAGGAGAUGAUAGCCCACCUGCCAAUCAACUGUCAUCCAGACCCAAAACAGGUACUGGUGGUUGGUGGUGGAGAUGGGGGCGUGGUCAGAGAGGUGCUGCGCCACCCGGGGGUGGACAAGGUCACUCUCUGUGAGAUAGAUGAGAAAGUAAUCGAGGUGUGUAAGAUGUACCUGCCCAACAUGGCUGUGAGUAUGUCAGAUCCCCGCUGCCACGUGCAUGUCGGAGAUGGCGUCCAGUUCAUGAAGGAACACAAAAACUGCUUCGACAUCAUCAUCACUGAUGCCCCAGACCCUAUUGGAGCGGCGAAGGGUCUUUAUGAGCUGGAUUACUACAGGUGUCUGAAAGCAGCGCUGAAACCUAACGGAAUCAUAUGUAGCCAGGGUGAGAACCUGUGGCUGGACCUACCCAUCGUGGAGCAGCUGUUGUAUGGGUGUCGGUCAUUGUUUCCCAGCACCGGCUAUGCCUUCGCUGGAAUGCCUACUUAUGCCAGUGGACAGAUUGGCUUUGUCAUGGCUAGCACUAACCCUGAUGUAACUUUUAAUGAGCCACUACGAGUACUAUCAGACGAGGAGAUUGCAGAAAUGGGCCUGAAGUUUUACAACUCCGACCUGCAUAGGGCUGCAUUUGUACUGCCGCAGUUUGCCAAAAAGGUGCUGUAUCCUGCUGUAAAUGGGGAUGGUGGAAAGAAAACUGCUGUGCAUGAUGCAGACACUUAACGUGACUUUAAAGAUUAGUUAGGAGUAUCUCAUAUACAUGUAGAGCGUUACCUUAGGUCCAUAUUGGGCUACAGUUGGUGAUAUCAAGGAGUGUAAUCUGAUCCAGUAGUGGGAAUGUCUUAUGUCAUUCUUCCUUUCCUGACAGAAUGUUGUUCCAGGAAGGAUCCACCUGUGUUUUGUGAUACCCUGUAUUGGUUUACAUUAAUUUUGUUUAAUUAUUAGAAAAAAAGCACGAAUUUUAUUCACUUUAAUUGUAACACAGUCUAUGCUCAUUUCUUAUAUUAAGAUGUACCGGUAGUAUGAAUCAUGAACCUGUAGAUUGUGAUUCUUAAAGGUGUUUGUUCUACUUCGUGUUUUCUACCGGUGAUUACUCCUAUUUGACUUUCAAUAAUAUCUUUGCACAGUGAGAUUUCACUUUAUAAAUCCAAUUUGAUGUAUUACAUGAAGUAUAUUGUUCAUGUAAUCAGUAGUUCAAUUAUGGAUUGUUAUGUACAGUGAUUACUGUUAAAGGCACUCUCUCACAGAUCUUUUAUUUUUACUUACUUUUAUGAUCAAACACCGAACAGCAGAUACUCAUUAAACAGAGUUGUGUAAAUUUAAGCCUAACAUAAAUCAAUUUCCAAAAUAGUUCGCCAUGUUUUGUGGCAAAUAGAGCAUUUUCAAUCACUUAUUUAAACAAUUAAUAACAAUCAACUUUUUUGAAAUGUGAAGAAGUCUCUUUAAACUAUCCAUUAUUUUUGCUUGUUUUAGCCACACACUUGAAGGGCAUUUUUCACUUCUAUGAUAUUUAUUUAGCUCACCCCUUAGCCCUAACUGCUCAUAGUUAGCUAUCAGAAGCACUUCUAUGAUUCCACUAUGGGUCAUUUUUGGCUAAAAAACACUUAUGUAAUAUCCUUGUUAACAUGUUCGAAUUUCCAAUAUCUGUCCAAUCUGUAUGAAGUUUAGUCAAAAUUUAAAUGUGUGUUUAUAAAAUCUAGGUGAAGAUUGAAUGUUUUGUUCAUGUCUGCUAAAAAAAAGCAGGUCACUUCAUCAAAUGUCAGAAAAACAUAUGUUGACUCACAAAAGGCCUUAAUUUUUUUCUUAUAAAUUUGAAUGAAAUAUGGUUAAAAUGUUUAACAUUUUAAGUUUGGAAACAAGUAUCAAAUUAAAAAUAAGCCACUAUAUAAAAAACCCAUAUCUAGGUCGAGUUCUUUUAAGGCUUGUUUUCACAUUUGUACAUAAUACUCGGGUGAGCUAUAUAGGGCAUUCAUGGCCUCCUGUUCUCAAGGUAGCGGUAUAGGGCAUUCAUGGCCUCCUGUUCUCAAGGUACUGUUGAUCAUACCUGGGAUAUAACAUGCACUGAAUAUAUACUUCAAGAGUGAAAUUAUUUUUUUAGUUUAACUGUUAUUUUGUCAAAUAUGUUGGUUGUGUCAUUAUUUUGUUUAGGCGAAACCUAAAAAAAUGUUUGUUUCUGAUCUUGCAACCUACUUUAUUUUUUAUUGUCAUCAAGACAGUUGUCGUUUAUUACCAUUCAUUGUUACUCCCUUUUGGUUAAAGUUCUGAAAGUUUCUUGUUUUUGUAAGACAUGUUAAUGUACCCAGACCAGAUGGUGAUGGUUUAUGGAGUUGAAUAUUAAGACAAACCUUCACUAACACAUAGAUCUGGAUCUAUCUACACCAUAUUUUAUGGCAGUGAACUGACUAAAAAUCUUAUUAUAUUUUGGCCUUAUUUAUAGGGUACUUUUUUGUUAUUUUAAAAGUAUUUUAUGUCAAUGAUGGAAUUAUAUCUUAAUUGUAAGUGACCAAUUAACAUAUUUGUAAAUCUAAGUUAUAAUAAAUGAUCUAAUAUAAUUACAAUAUUAUUGUUCAGUAGGAUAUUUCAUUUACAUUUGUUUCCAUCCAUUGUAAGUAAUUUGUGUUCUGUAUUAAGUACCCCUGUAUCUUACUGAGUAGUGUUAUUUUUUACUACCUCAGUGAAAUGAUAUUAUAAGUCCAUCCAUGGCCUGGCCAAGUGUCUCUUGCUUUUGAAAUCCUUCUUGGAGUUUACAUGUGCAGUUUGAACGAUGAAAUGAGGCAUUAGCAAUGAAGAAAACUGAUGUUAAAAUAUUUGUAGAAAUCACAUGUUUUUAACAAGCUUUUUACUCCCAUUUUAGACAUAUAUUUAAAGAACAUAUGUAAUGUGAAUGUUACAUCUUUUAUAAUUCUUUUUUUUAAGUUUUUUUUUAUUGCAUGUGUACUUUUAUCGUUGCUACAAUCUACAAAUUUAGUCCGUCUUUUCCGCCCCAAUGUCACAAAAAUGUGCAUGUGAAAUCUCAAACCCAAUCCAGAGACAUUUUACCACAUAAAAGCACAUUUUGAUUCAAAACCUAAAACCUAGUAUGUUUUUACCCUUUCUAAAAUAGUUUGUUCUCAUAAAUGUGUUGAUAAAAACCUUUUGUCAAUAAUUCAAAGAAAACUCAUUCUAGAGCAAACACAUAUUUGAGUUAUUGCCCGGUACUCAAUUACAUUUUUAUCUUGACUAUUCAAAGAAUUAGCGUUUAUAAAGCAAUUGAAAGUUAAUUUCGGCUGUGGUGUUGCGUGAUUGGUUGAUUGACUUUAUCACCUGAUGUUAUGCAGCAGUCAAUUUUUACCCCC